Messenger RNA from Saccostrea echinata, 8091 nucleotides. Its product is annotated as tuberin-like. Gene Ontology annotation, molecular function: GTPase activator activity. NCBI's taxonomy places the organism in Eukaryota, Metazoa, Mollusca, Bivalvia, Ostreida, Ostreidae. The record is from RefSeq and is a predicted model, not a curated record. The coding region runs from base 39 to 5303 and encodes 1754 amino acids. The transcript has 40 exons. Gene Ontology annotation, cellular component: TSC1-TSC2 complex; cytoplasm; nucleus. Gene Ontology annotation, biological process: negative regulation of TOR signaling; negative regulation of Wnt signaling pathway; regulation of small GTPase mediated signal transduction.
UUCGAGAGGAAAGUCGGACUACGGUAGAUAAAAAUGAAAUGGCGAAAGAAGAAAACAUUAAAAGCAAGUUAAAGAACUUCUUUGGCAUAAAGGAAAGAAGCAGUGCGACUGCAUUUCACAGGCCACAGACAAAAGAACUACUUUUUACACCUGAAAUAUUAAGGGAGAUUGGUCCUGAGAGUCCAGCCAACAACAGACUCAAGACAAUCCGAGAGCUAAGUGAAAUUGUACAGCAUAAAAAACUAGAAGAGAAUGCAAUAGAAGCAUUAUGGUUCAGUGUUAAAGACCUGCUUGAUUCUUCAGUGAAACCAGAAAAUCGUCACACAGCUCUGCAUUUUCUUCAAUGUCUUGUUCAAGGACAGCUUCAGUACCUUGGGAUUCUAAGAGCUCAUUUCUUUAGAGUUAUUAGUCAUCUUAAUGUACCCAGUGACCUACAAUACAGGUUGGAAUUAUUGAUAACAUUAAGCGAGAAUGGGAGAAAUUUGCAGGAGUUUGAAGAAUCAGCAGGUCAGUUUUUGCUGGAAUGGAUGCCAGAUGUUAUCAACUCAGAAAAACUCGGUGAAUUUCUGACCCUGCUGAUCCACGUCAUCAAGUACAAUGCUGCGUAUCUGGACGAGGAAGUAGUGGCAGGGCUGGUCAAGAAUACUUGUUUGUUGUUGAACAGAAGAAGACGAGAAGAGGAUGUAACACUGUGUUUAGACUUUUUGGAUGCUGUUCUGUGCUACAGUUAUCUUCCAACAGAAUGCCUUGUGAGCUUUAUAUCUGCUCUGUGUCACACAGUCAACAUUUCCAAGUUCUCACAAUCAAGCUGGGAGUUGAUGAGAAAAUUACUAGGCACACAUCUUGGACACAGCAGUAUUUACACUAUGUGUUGUAUGAUGCAAGAUGUCAAAAAUGUGCAUGAUCAAGAAUUGUUGAGGGGAGUGGUGUAUUUUGUUGGCAUGGCCCUGUGGGGUUACAGAAAAGUCCCAACCCUCAAGCAUACCUUCUCCUCUGUCCUGCCAUCUUUCUUACAGGUGCUAGAGUCCAACAGUUUUAUUGUGGCUCAUGAGGUUGUGCUGAACAUCCAGAGACUGGUGAAGAAGUAUGGCAAGGAACUCCAGCAUGUCACGUGGCAGAUCGUGCUAAAUAUCCUAGAGAGUCUUCUCAAACUGCUAGAGAACCCUGCCUUUGCUCAACCGACCCAUGACCCAAGACUACAAGCUGACCUUCAUGACAUUUUGACCAACAUUGAGCAGCUUCAUGCACAAGGCCAGUUUUCUGGGUGUAUCACCCGAUUCUUCAAAAUCAUAGAAAUGUGUGCCAACAAGAGACCAGAGAGUUCUGUAUCCCUGCUGAUUGAGCACCAGGCACAACUGAUCAACCCCACCAAGGAAAACUGGAUCAAUCACCUCUAUCAGCUGCUGGAAAAAUACUUCAAAAAUGAAACCAGAACCCAGAUAAGAGUUAAGGCCCUUGACAAGUUAUCACUGGUUCUUAGCAUCAAUAAACACAUUUAUGAGGAUGUGUUGAUCAAUAGAGUUGUGUUGCCCCAUUUAUGCCAUAUAGAGGCUGACCAUGACCCUCAGGUCAGAAAGGUUGCAGCAGACAUGUUACUGUUGCUGGCCAAUGGUUGUAGUCCCUCCUGCUUUGUGGAGAUCAUGGCAAUCAUAGAAAAGUUGAUAAAUAAGCCCCUGACAGCCCAUCCAGCUUCUCCCUAUACAAAGGUUGAAGGGUCAGAGAUCAUUCAUCAGCUGGAGGAGACCCAGCUAGAAGAUGUAAAGACAGCCAUGAUAGGUCUGGUGGAACUCUUCAAGCAAAAGUUAUACACAGAUCCCCCAAGCCAUUGUUUGAAGAUUUAUGACUUGUUGGUGUUACACAUGAAACAUCAGUAUACAGAGCCAAGAAACUUCACAAGCCACACUGCUGUUCAAAUCAGGAAAAAUGUUAUAGAAGUACUGUUACACAUGAGAGCAGAUGAUUUGUACAGACUUGGCUUCAUAGACAAGAAUGUGGAUGCUCAUCUGGCAUUCAGCCCUUAUCUUUCUUGUGCAGAAAUGCAACCUAAGUUGAGUGAAACAGUUGAAGAGAACAAUUCCAUUCCAACAGACACAGUAGCAUUUCUAUGGUCUGAAUCAACCUACCUAGACUAUAAAAAGUCUUUCAGUAUUUUUCUGUCAUGUCUAGAAAAUGACAAAGACUGGGAGGUAUUGGAGCGUGUCCUGGUCAACCUUCCAUUAUUACUUCAGAACAAAACCCUUAUAUUGUCAACCAAGCAUGACCUUAUCAAUUCCCUGUGUCAUCAUCUCUGUGCCAUGGUAAAUGAUCGACAGUUGAACUUUCCUGAGAAGCUCCAUGGAACCCCCUCAGGAAGGUUCACAAGAUCAGACUUUCACACGUUUGUGUUCCCUGUGUUGGCUGCCAUGGUGUCUUAUCACAGACAUCUGGACAGAAACCGAGCAAGAGAGAUGAUAAAGUGCCUGGAGUUUGGACUGGUGUCUAAGUGUGCUAAGACGUGUACUAACUCACUGAGGAUCUGUACACUGGAGAUGCAGGACGUGAUGAUGAGACUGCUACCCUCCGUCUUACUUCAGCUCUCCAAAAUCUCCGCCACGGUCCACAUGGCCAUUCCUGUACUGGCAUUCUUAUCUAGUAUUGUGAGGAUUCCCCGGAUGUAUGCCAACUUUGUAGAGGAGGAGUACCUCAGUGUGUUUGCCAUAGCUCUGCCCUACACCAACCCUUUCAAAUUUAGCCAUUACACAGUUUCUUUGGCCCACCACGUUAUAGCAAUCUGGUUCAUCAGAUGUCGUCUGCCCUUCAGAAAGAGUUUCGUUAAAUUCAUCCAGAAGGGUUUACAAGCCAACAUUAUACAGCAGUUUGAAGAGAACUCCAUCAUUCACCAGCAACAGAAUCAAAACCAAGACUCCAGUGAUCGGAGUCGAUCUAACAGCUUCAAUGACGCUGCAUACAGAAACCGUAGGAGAAUGCUAUCUGGUUCUGCCAUUAACCGUCAGCAUUUUACAGCCCCCGUGGAUAAUAAGCUGUCCCAGUACCAUCACGAGCUAACAGAGACCUGUUUAGAUGUUAUGUCCCGCUAUACCUAUGGCAAUUACAGUGCCAUUCCUACAAGAUCCCCAGUAGCAGAAUUUUUGUUGAAUGGGGGACAGUCACAAAUGUGGCUUGUAGGAAACAAAGUGGUUACCAUAACAACCAGUGGUGGAGGAGGAAAUAAGACUAACAACACCGGACUGUGUGAUAAAUGUCAGUCAGUCUACCAGAGUAGUGGACAAGUGGCUGAACCGAAACCAGCUCCACCACCAACCUCCACCAGGAGGCGCCACAAGUCAGCCUUUGUCACCCGCAGCGCUUCUACAAUAGAGAGCAAGGCUAGUGCUGAUGACAUUGGAAUCCAGUCCCGGAUGUCCUUUGAUGAUUUGAUGAGCAGUCCCGACGCCACCCUGGAGCAGGAGGUGGGGGUACAGACUGGAUCCUCCCUGUCUGAUCACACCCCAACUAAACUAGGAUUGGAAACAGAAGCAAUGGAGGCAUUCCUGAUGGGAAUACAGAAGAAGCACUCCUCAGAUGGUCGAGUAUUUCAGAGUAAUAUGUGUGCCUGUUGGUGCACAGUCUGGGCAGAGAUUUUCAUUCGGGGCCCCAGUGGUAAUGUGGCAUGGAUGAUGCGUAUAGAAAAUGAUCCCUCCCAUACAUCCAUGCAGGAGUCACAAACACCAGACAUUACCAUGUUGUUUCAGUCUGUGCAGAAGAAGGAGCCGGAUCUAGAGAGUUUACACAGUCGUAUUGACAGCGGCAGCAUCGGAGAGGACGAGUACGAAUCUUUGUAUGACCAACAUUUCCCAUCAGACCACAGCCAAGAUGGAGACCUGUGCAGUUCUAAUUCUGUUAGAAUUAGUAUAGAGGAUGACACAGAGGAUGGUCACAUGAAAAGAAUGAUGCAAGUUGCAGAGGAUGAGAAGAAGAGAGAGGAGUCUGACCCAAAUGGACUAGCCAUUCCCACCCCCUCAAUAAGCCGAGAACAAAUGAAGUUCACCUCCCUCCAACGCAGUAACUCCUCCCCCUCUCUGCUGAGUUCCAGUGGGGAAAACCUUGACCCACGCGACAGCCAAUCAGAAAUUGUGAUGAUAGACAAUCUAAUGGCUGCCAGGAAAGAGGAGAUAACCCAGGAUAAACCAGACAGCUCCUUACUAGCAUCAAAACUAGAGCAUCCAGAGAAUCUGCCAAUCAAACCCAAUGACACUCUAGCCAAACAAGAUCAAGUUGCCUCCCCUACCAGUCCCUCCCCAAGUUCAGAGUCCUCAUCACUGCAUGAUGAAGUGAAGGAGCUACCUGAUUUUAGGAAGGCUAGAGGACACACAAUCUCGGUGGUUCAGCCAUUAAGAGAUGGACUGAAGUCUGGGGGGCCAGGCAACAAGGACCAGGGAAGGGGUGGAACUAGCCCCAGCUUCAUAUUUCUACAGCUGUACUAUGAUGGAGUAUUUAGUUCUGCUACCAGCAGUUCAUCAUCUCCAAUUGUUAUUCCACAAAAUGAGACUACUACAAGAGCUUUGAAGAUGUUGGAUCAUAUCCAUCCAUAUGAGACCCACAAGAUUGGUGUCAUUUAUGUUGGACCGGGACAGACAAAAGAUGAGAAGGGUAUCCUGUCUAAUCAGUACGGGUCAGAGCGUUAUGCAGCCUUUGUGCAAGGCUUAGGUCAGCUAUUGCGUCUGUCAGACUGUAAUCCGGACCGAGUAUACAUUGGAGGUCUGGACUGCCAGGGAAAAGAUGGACAGUUUGCUUAUGGCUGGCAGGAUGAAUCCAUGCAUGUGAUUUUUCAUGUGGCCACAUUAAUGCCAAACAGAGAGAGUGACCCUAAUUGUAAUGCCAAGAAAUUACACAUAGGAAAUGACUAUGUAACCAUUGUAUACAACGACAGCAAUGAUGACUACAAGAUAGGAGUGAUUAAGGGACAGUUUAACUAUGUCAACAUUGUGAUUCGACCGCUUGACCACGAGAGUAAUGCCAUAACCCUACAGGCCAAGGAAGAUUUGACUGAAACAUUGCCUUUCAAAGACAGUAUAACAACAGACAUUGCUGAUAUCCUAGGGCACAAGGAUACCAAGGUGAUAUCUGAUGACAACCUGGCAGCACUGGUCCGACAGAUAGCGGUCAAUUGUGAUCUUGCCUCCCUGGUCCUACAGAGACAGCAGUCACAACCCCAGGAUCCAUUUGCCUCCAACUGGCUGGAACGCCUCCGUCAAAUCAAACGACUGAAAGCCAAGGUCCUGACCAACUCGGAUAAACAGGGCCUCAGUGACAUCAUGGUGUAACUGCUCAGCUUUUGCCACUAACUGUAUCAUUUAGCAGAGCUAAGACCCCCCAGCUUAUUACAUUUAUUAACCAAUUAAAAUAGUUUAUGUUUUGUGGAUAUCUAAAGCACAUCAUUAAAUCCUAGUGAAAUGUUGAUGAAGAAUGACAGCUGCCAUUUUGAUAGUGUAUACUUUGUUCAAUGAUAAUUUAUCAACAACACAGUGUGUAAAAUUAUCUGUGACAGUCUUUGAUAUUGCAAAUAGAGUAUAUAAAAAAUGUCUGCAUGAACAAAAAUUGGCUAAUUUGCUCAUCCAUAUUGCAAGUGUAAGUAGUAAGUGUACAUGUACAUUGGUUUUGUUAUAGACUUAGUGUGUGAAUGAUUUAGUCUUCCUGUAAAUAUGUGUUUGACAUCGGACAAACUUAUUGUAAAAUAAUGUAUAAAGAAAUUUUUCAGUUUUACCUCAUUUUGCUUGAAAAAAAAAAUUAUCAGGUUGAAAUUGGGCAUUUCAGCAGUGCUACCUUCAAGUAUUUUUUGUCCUCAAAUAAUUAUACAGCUUAAGGAUUUUUUAUUAUUCUGGCGUUAUCCAAGUUUAUCAGUCUUGCUAUCAUAUUUACAGUACAAUACAGUUUUGAAAAAAAAUUGCUUGUUUGUUAUUUACAAAAAUGGCUUGUAAAUGUAUAGAGCACUUUGGGUAACAUUUAUGAUAUUAAAUUUAUACAGUAUACAGGAUUAUUUUUGCCCUUUGUUAUUUUCAUCCUUUCACACUUGCAAACAAUUCUGAUCCAUUUUAAAUUCGUCCAGACACAGCUGUGUUAAAGAGAUAACUCUGUCCUCUUUUUGAAUUCACCCCAUUUAAAAUUUGCCCAUUUCCAACUAUGGCAAAAAGGGAUGAAAAUAAAGUGAGGGGCAAAAAAUUCUUUGUAUACAGUUUUAAUGAAAUAUUUGAUUUAUUGUAUCCGCCACAAGUUUUAAAUAUGUUAAUCUACUCCAAUUUUAGUUGGAUGAAGAAAAUAAAAAGAUUUUAUGGGUUAGGUGCCUAACUCACUUAUGUGUAGGUUUGUUGAUCAAAUAACCAAAAUUAUAGUCAAAUACCUACAGUGUUCGAAUGUUUUAAAUCUCAGAAGACCAUGGAAUAUAUCAUAGAUUUUAUUAUUUUAAGAUCACUGAGGAAUUUAAGAUCGAACACUCAUUUUUUUUCCCCCUACACAUACAUGUAACUUCCUGGACGAGGGGGAUCAAGGUCCAAGCUUUUUCCUAAUGGCUGUUUGUAAUAUCACAGUUUCACAGACUGUAAGAAUUGUACAGCUGUAUUAUAUAUCACAUCUCGAAUUGCGAAAAUUUGUACAAAUCUUCAUUAAGGUGAGAGAUUACUUAAACAUUGUGUUUGUUUACUUUCCAGUACUCAGUGAGGUUCAUCAUUUAUUAUAGUUCAAAACUUAUUCUUUCUGUAAACAAUCAAAAACUUUUUUCUUAGCUUACCUGUCUUUUGUUGCAAAGAUUUAUUGCUCUAAGCCCAACAUCCUUAUUCUAAAUGAUAAGUCCAGCAUGAAUGUUUUUGUAUUUUAGUACAGUAUACACUUAAUGCCACCUAUCUGCAUCACUGUGGUGUUUGAUCCAUGAGGUGGCAGUUAUAAUGCAUUUUUGAAAUGAUAAUGUCAGUGUUUAUAUCUUAGUUAUGGUACUGUUUUUUUUUUCACAUACAGGCUGUACAUCUGUAGAAGUUGAAUGAUUGUUCAAAUGUAAUGAAUAUAGUAUACAACUAUAUACACACCCUUUGCUAUAUAUACUCUCUGCUUUUAACCAACAUCAUUUGACCCGAGGUGUGACCCCAGAGGCAGAGUUUUUCUUGGUGUACAUUGACAUGAUAAGGUCUGCAUUAAAAUGAUUUAGUUUCACCUCUGUCACUUUUCCUUUUCAAUUUGAAGUGAAAUGAAAGUAACCAUUAUGUCAUUAUGACAUCAUCAUCCUCUAUCCUUUGCCAGUAUUUGUAAACUGUGGACUGGCAAAUUAACAUGAUGGUUUUAAUUUCCUUAUGUUAAUGUUUUUCAUUUUUCUGCAAAAUUAAAUUCAGAGUGAAUAAGAUGAUCAGAUUGUACAUUAAAGUAUUUAUCAUCAGCUUGGAAUUAAAACCAUUGCAAAAAUAGGUUUAGUAUAUUUUCAAAUGUUACUGUUUUUUCCCCUAUGUGUUGUAGUUUAUACCUUCAAGUAUAAUUCCCAAAUUUCCCUUGGAUGUGAUCAAAGGGGUAUGAUACAUGUAUGUGAAAGUCAAAAUCUAAUAGUAUUAAAGAUGAAUAUUACAUAACGUACCAUGUACAUGAAGGAUGUAAAAGUAGAUUGGGUGUAAAAAGAAAUCUUUGUUACAUUUCCUGCAAUGAUGUUGCUAUAUUGAAAUGUUUGAAGUUUGUUUUUUUAAAAGAAAAGCAUCAUCAGUUAGAUUACAAAAAUUCAAAUCUUCCAGUACAAGGUAGGAUUGAAAAUAAAUUUUAAGUGGGAACAAAUCACUGUAUUUGGCUUUUACAUAUAGGCCAAUAGAAAUAAAUGAUUUAGUGUAGAUAUUAGAAAAAAAAUCAUUUUUUAGUAGAAAAAGAUAUUACAUUUUUUAGAUUUGUAAAGGCCAGUAAACUAUGAUUGAAACUAAAAUAAAGAAAGGGGGGGCUACUAUUGAAAUCAAUGGAUAAUACUGCAAAUGUAAUCAACUGUGUAUAGUCAUAUUGUAAAUGAAAGAUGCUAGCUGUCAUAAUUUUUAAUAAGCUAAAAUAAUGUAGUGAUUGAUAUAAUUUGUGACAUUGUGUGAGUUGAACCAAAUU